Messenger RNA from Procambarus clarkii (red swamp crayfish), 1891 nucleotides. RefSeq names its product glutamate receptor ionotropic, delta-1-like. Gene Ontology annotation, molecular function: ligand-gated monoatomic ion channel activity. NCBI's taxonomy places the organism in Eukaryota, Metazoa, Arthropoda, Malacostraca, Decapoda, Cambaridae. The record is from RefSeq and is a predicted model, not a curated record. Gene Ontology annotation, cellular component: membrane.
GCUGGUGCGUCCUCCUGACGGCAAGUGGGGCGGCCCGCAGCCUGACGGGGUUAUUACCGGCCUGGUGGGGCAGGUAGCCAGACACGAGGCUCACGCCACACUCUGCGAACUCUCCAUCACUGAGGCCCGUGAGAGUGUGACGGACUUCACGAUGCCAUACUACAUGGAGUCCACAACAUUAGUGUCGAACGCCCCUAAGGAGAAAAAUCGAGCGUUCGCUGUCUUUUCACCCUUCAGAGCCGAGGUAUGGAUGUGCAUAUGCAGUGUAACGACAGUGAUUGGUCCGUUACUGUACGCGCUGAGUCGCUUGAUGGUCAAGUACUUAGGGAUGGAAGAUCGCACCCAGUACAGCAUGCAGAGUCUGGCUUUCAAUAUGUACAGGACCUUGAUGGUCCAGGGCAACCUCGUCCGCUCCCCUCAUUGGACCCUCCGCUUCAUCUUCGUGUUUUGGUACCUGUUCUCCUUUUAUAUAUAUGCCAUGUACUCCGCGACGUUGACGGCGGUGCUAGCGGUGCCGUCGUUUGAGAAGCCUAUCGACUCCCUGGAAGACUUAGCCCAGGCACACCGCGACGGGUACAUCAUAGCCACCACUCGCGACUCUAGCUUCGCCGGCGCCUUCCAGACCGCAGCUAGUGGCCUGUUCCACGAGGUGUGGAAGCUGUUCAAUCACAAGGACCCCGACAAGAGCUUCCUGCCGGCUCCUGCCAGCGGCUUUGAUAUAAUUCUGAAGCGUAAGUGCGUGUUCAUUAAUGCAGAGCUCAACUCAAAGCUGACAGCUACCAUGAAGGGCCUCAACAACUAUUACAUCUCACGCCAGACCUUCCUGCCCCAAGGUUAUGGCAUCGCUUGCAGCAGCGGCUCCCCCUUCAAGGACGUCUUCAGUAGGAUUAUACUCCGGCUGACAGAGGCUGGACUGGUUUACAGGUGGGCAGAGGACGAAGUCAAAAAGGUCGCCAAGAACAACUCUCCUGGUGAGGCAGGACCCAAGGCUGUCAACCUCCACCAACUCCAGGCUGCUUUCUUCAUUUUGGUGAUGGGCUUUGCAAUAUCAGCGAUGGUGUUUGGAGGGGAGAUUAUAGCCAGCAGGUUACAGCAGAACAAAACCACAACACCCAUUGAAAAGAUUGAGUCCCGGAGCGGAUGGCAUCCUCCACACCUAAGAGCAGCCUACACAAACUCCUCCAUUAUCGACAAAAUAGUCCCUGUCGUGCGAAAAAAAUGAUUUCAUUGCAUCUUGUUAAUAUUCACAUAAGUUAGUGACAACCACAUUUGCUUACGUUGUUUAUAGACAACAAAUCUCUUGUCUCCCAAUAUAGUGUGAUCUUAUAGCGCGAUGAAGGUCAUUAAGGUUUAAUUUGAUUCUAAAUUUGCUGUCAAAAAUUUGCCUUAGUCUUGAUUCAAUUGCAUUUUUUUUGGUAUGAAGAAACAUAUAUUUAAUGUUAAUUUUAUAGAAAGUUUCUGUAUAAAUUAUUAUUACAAUUAUUAGAAUAAACAGUCAAAGGAGUAACUACAACUUGCAAAGAUUUUUAGCAUAUUGAGCCGUAAGACAGCUUUCUUCAAGUUGAAUCAUAUAAUGUAAAUAUUAAUAUUCUUGUUAUAUUAGUUUAAUAAUAUUAAAUAAAAAAAUACUUGUUUAAAUAAUAUUGAAUGAAAUUGAUGUUAGUGUUGUGGAUGGUUGCGAUGUAUAGUGAGUCACAUUAAUGGUGAAUGUUGUGAUAUGUAGCACGACACUUGUGGUGGAUGGUUGCAACAUAUAGCCAGUCACUUGUGUGGUGGAUGGUAGCAACCUAUAGCCAGUCACUUGUGUGGUGGAUGGUAGCAACCUAUAGCCAGUCACUUGUGUGGUGGAUGGAUGGAUGUUUGGUAGAGAGUCACGUGUGCGGUGGAUGAU